Saimiri boliviensis boliviensis (Bolivian squirrel monkey) is the source of this 669-nucleotide messenger RNA. RefSeq names its product NADH:ubiquinone oxidoreductase subunit S4 (gene NDUFS4). Gene Ontology annotation, cellular component: respiratory chain complex I. Gene Ontology annotation, biological process: electron transport chain. Lineage: Eukaryota; Metazoa; Chordata; Mammalia; Primates; Cebidae. The record is from RefSeq and is a predicted model, not a curated record.
UCACAUCCUGGUGUUUGCCUGCAGCAAGAUGGCGGCGGUCUCAAUGUCAGUGGCGCUGAAGCAGGCGUUGUGGUGGAAAAGGGCAGUGGCUGUGGCUGCCCUUUCCGUUUCCAAGGUUCCGACCAGGUCGUUGAGCACUUCCGCAUGGAGAUUGGCACAGGACCAAACUCAAGACACGCAACUCAUAACAGUUGAUGAAAAAUUGGAUAUCACUACUUUAACUGGUGUUCCAGAAGAGCAUGUAAAAACUAGAAAAGUCAGAAUCUUUGUUCCUGCUCGCAAUAACAUGCAAUCUGGAGUAAACAACACAAAGAAAUGGAAGAUGGAAUUUGAUACCAGGGAGCGAUGGGAAAAUCCUUUGAUGGGUUGGGCAUCGACGGCUGAUCCCUUAUCCAACAUGGUUCUAACAUUCCAUACUAAAGAAGAUGCAAUUUUCUUUGCAGAAAAAAAUGGAUGGAGCUAUGAUGUUGAAGAGAAGAGAGUUCCAAAACCCAAGUCCAAGUCUUACGGUGCAAACUUUUCUUGGAACAAAAGAACAAGAGUAUCCACAAAAUAGGUUGGCACUGACUAUAUCUGUGCUUGACUGUGAAUAAAGUCAGCUGUGCAGUAUUUAUAGUCCAUGUAUAAUACAUCUCUUAAUCUCCUAAUAAAUUUGACCUUUAAACUAAA